GGACUUCAAGUACCGCCGUGCCUUGCGUCCAGCCGUCCUCCGGCUCCAGGCCUGAGCACCGCCUCCGAGCAGGGCGGGCGAGAAGGCAGCCGAGGCGGAGCUCAUGGCUGCACUGAGGGCGUGGCGGGGUACCGGCUGGAGCCUCCGGGGGUGGCGGGGUGCCGGCUGGUGCCUCCCGGCCUGGCGGGAUUUGGGGGGCUUUCUCUGGGGAAAGAGACCCUGGUUGACCCCUGACCUUAGGGCUCUGCUGACGUCAGGAACUCCUGCUCCGCGGGCCCGGUUGACUUGUGGGACUCCCAGUCUCCUGGCUCGGUUAUCUGUGGGGGUCCCCGAACCACGGGCAUGCCUGAGGUCUGGGAUCCCGAAUUCCUGGGCACGAUGGACUACAGGGGUCCCAGAUCCCCAGACCCAGGAGGUCUCGGAGACCCCUGGAGCUCGUCCGCGUGUGUGGCUGGCGGUGGCGCUGGGUGCUGGGGGGGCAGUGCUGCUGUUGCUGUGGGGCGGGGGGCGGGGUCCUCCAUCUGUCCUGGCCGCGGUCCCUGCCCCGCCGCCCACCUCUCCUCGGAGCCAGUACAACUUCAUCGCCGAUGUGGUAGAGAAGACUGCACCUGCCGUGGUCUAUAUUGAGAUCCUGGAUCGGCACCCUUUCUCGGGCCGCGAAGUCCCUAUCUCAAACGGCUCGGGAUUCGUGGUAGCUUCGGAUGGGCUGAUCGUUACCAACGCCCAUGUGGUUGCUGAUCGGCGCCGGGUGCGAGUGAGGCUACGUAGUGGAGACACAUAUGAGGCUAUGGUCACAGCUGUGGAUCCCGUGGCAGACAUUGCCACGUUGAGGAUUCAGACCAAGGAACCUCUCCCCACACUGCCACUGGGAUGCUCAGCCGAUGUCCGGCAAGGAGAGUUUGUUGUUGCUAUGGGAAGCCCCUUUGCACUGCAGAACACGAUCACAUCUGGCAUUGUCAGCUCCGCUCAGCGUCCAGCCAGAGACCUGGGACUCCCCCAAACCAACGUGGAAUACAUUCAGACUGAUGCAGCUAUUGAUUUUGGAAACUCUGGGGGUCCCCUGGUUAACUUGGAUGGGGAGGUGAUCGGUGUGAACACUAUGAAGGUCACAGCUGGAAUCUCCUUUGCCAUCCCUUCUGAUCGCCUUAGAGAAUUUCUACUUCGAGGGGAAAAGAAAAACUCCUGGUUUGGAAUCAGUGGAUCCCAGCGCCGCUACAUUGGGGUAAUGAUGCUGACUCUUACUCCCAGCAUUCUAGCUGAACUACAGCUGCGAGAACCAAGUUUUCCAGAUGUUCAGCAUGGUGUACUCAUUCAUAAAGUCAUCCUGGGCUCGCCAGCACACAGGGCUGGUCUACGGCCUGGUGAUGUGAUCUUGGCUAUUGGGGAACACCUGGUACAAAAUGCUGAAGAUGUGUAUGAAGCUGUUCGGACUCAAUCCCAGCUGGCAGUGCGGAUCCGACGGGGAUCAGAAACCCUGACAUUAUAUGUGACCCCUGAGGUCACAGAAUGACUGGAUUAACAAGCAUAUGGGGCCCCUGCACUGAUUUCCUUCCUGCCUUCCUAGCCUCGGUUCUGAGGGCACCUGGGCAGAGGAGUCAGUGAAACAUUGGGGGCAGGUCCCUCCAACUCCAGUACUGACCCUAGGGUCCGAAGAAUUGAACACUUUUUAUAUAAAAUAAACUUAUAUCUAGUAACA
Messenger RNA from Dipodomys spectabilis (banner-tailed kangaroo rat), 1696 nucleotides. RefSeq names its product HtrA serine peptidase 2 (gene Htra2). Bases 104 to 1510 code for a protein of 468 amino acids. Gene Ontology annotation, biological process: positive regulation of apoptotic process; programmed cell death; proteolysis. The record is from RefSeq and is a predicted model, not a curated record. The transcript is spliced from 8 exons. Gene Ontology annotation, cellular component: mitochondrion. Gene Ontology annotation, molecular function: serine-type endopeptidase activity; protein binding. Lineage: Eukaryota; Metazoa; Chordata; Mammalia; Rodentia; Heteromyidae.